Messenger RNA from Siniperca chuatsi (mandarin fish), 4502 nucleotides. RefSeq names its product lunapark, ER junction formation factor (gene lnpkb). Gene Ontology annotation, cellular component: endoplasmic reticulum tubular network. The transcript is spliced from 16 exons. Gene Ontology annotation, biological process: endoplasmic reticulum tubular network organization. Lineage: Eukaryota; Metazoa; Chordata; Actinopteri; Centrarchiformes; Sinipercidae. The record is from RefSeq and is a predicted model, not a curated record. Bases 211 to 1584 code for a protein of 457 amino acids.
UAAGUAACGUCCACUACGUCACCCCGCCGCGCCAACUCUCGCCUGACUGUUGAGAUGUUAGUUCAGGUAACAGCAAAAGUCUGUUUGCUUGUCUCUGCGCUAAAUUGACUAAAUGACCGGUUAACAGAAACACUGAAACACCACCUAAUAAACGCUCUGUUCCGUAGUGACCCAAAGGAAUCAAAGAGGAGAAUACUGUAGUUUACAGAUAUGGGGGCCCUGAUAUCCCGGUGGAAGGCAAAGCCAACCACAGUUGAGCAGCUGGAGAACCUUGACAAGGAGAUUAAAGAGCUGGAGGAGUUUAGAGCCAAGAACCAACGUCUGCAAAAGCUGUGGGUCGGCCGGUUGCUUCUCUACUCGUCAGUCCUAUACCUGUUGACCUCUCUGAUCGUGUGCUGUCUCUACCUACCUGAACAAUGGUUGCAGAGAAUAGCCAUGGCUCUGCCUUUCUUCAUAUACCCUGUGCUGGUGUGGUUCAUCAGGAAGUUGUUGGUCUUCCUCUUUUCCAAACGCACUGAGAGAAAUAAUGAUAAACUAGAAGAUUUAAAGGCUGCCAAAAAAAAGAUUCUGGAGGAAGUGAUGGAAACAGAGACAUACAAAAACGCCAAACUCAUCCUGGAACGCUUUGAUCCCGAAGCUAAGAAGAAAGCUGAGCUGGAGUCGACUCCGGUGCGUCCCCAGAUGACUCCCAGGCCAGGACAAGAGAUUCGACAUAGAGGGGUGCCAAUGAGACCCAUGCCAAUGGGCACCCCGGCUGCAAUGGCAAUGACUCCCGUGGGAGCGCAGCCCCCAUUGGGACCAGGGGGCACACCUGUGGAACCUGUCCCUCUCUCAGCUCCAGGAGGACCACCGGAGAGAUCUGCUCUGUCUGCCUCUGUCCUCCAGGGGGCACUACCCAGGACCCCCUGCUCCCCUAUACCUGGUGUAGGCAUGCACCCACCAGGCCCUCCAUUAGCAAGACCCAUUCUGCCCAAAGACAGGGGAGCUGUGGACCGAGUCAUUGAGUACCUGGUAGGGGAUGGACCACAGAACAGAUACGCUUUGAUUUGCCAACAGUGUUUUUCUCAUAACGGCAUGGCUCUGAAAGAAGAGUUUGAAUAUCUAGCGUUCCGUUGUGCCUAUUGCUACUUCCUGAAUCCGGCCAGGAAGACACGCCCUCAGGCUCCCAGGCUUCCAGAGUUCAGCUACGAGAGGAGGCUGCGAGCAGAAUCACGUUCCCCUGGACCAACACCGCGUUCUGGGACAGACGCAGAGGAGAGCCCACCCCCUUCUGGAGCUAAGGCUCCGGCUCCGUGGAAUUUGGUCCACAGUUUCCAGAUCCAGCAGAGUCCAAAGAACCCUCAGAACCGACCUCUGCAGAGUCCAGAUGAGAAAGAGCUGGGGGAAGACGAAGUACCCACUAAAGAAGUAGAGAGUGAGAGCCAAUCAGAGGAGCAGUCGCAGUCGCAGCCGCAGCAGCAGCAGCAGCAGCAGCAGCAGGAGGAGGAGGAGGAAGAAGAAGAAGAAGUGGUUCAGGAGGAGGAAGAGGUGGCAUCAGAGCAGAGUCACAGCGCCGCCUGUGAGACAGAAUCUCAGCCAUCGUAGUUGCAGGAAGUCCAGAAGAGGACCAGGGACGUCUGAUCAUUCUAUCCAAACAAAAGGUGUCGGUAUUGGCCAUGAUAGACAGGUGGCAUUUUAAAGCAAUAUAGGUGGACAGCGAUUGUCACCACAAUAGUUUAAUGAUAUCUUUCUUCCUUGCAACCAAAAACUUCUCAUCUCACUUUUUUUGGGUCUAAAUUCAACUGUUCAUUUUUUUCACCGUCAAAAGACCAUCAAAGCACAGAGAGGAGAUUAUGUGCUUGGUAAAUGGUGUGUAUUCUUACUGAAAAACAUAAUUCAGUAUGAGGAUCUAAAUUAUUAUGUUCAUCAUAUUUAAUAGUAAAAUUGUCCAGCGAUGUUGCCAAAAAUUAUGCCAACGUAUCAUGGCCGUAACAGUUUGAUUGGUUGACAUGGAAGGUGUCAGAGUGAUGAUUGUAGUUUUAAUCUUAAGGCUGGUUCUUCAUAGUUGGCUGCUGAUAAUGCUCUGUAUGUGGUAACUGGCAUAGGUAUUUUUUCAGUAUUCUAUGAUUUACACUAUAAGGUUCUUUUGCGUUUGAAGUAGUUGGCUGCUGUAUGAUUUGUUGAUGAAUAGGGUUAUGAUUUUAGAUAGAAAUGCUGGUUCACAAAUGGUUUGUCCACAGAUGCAGCAUAAACAAAAACUUGCUUAAAUCUAAACUCCUUCACUGACCCUGACCCCACUCAGUGUGGUGUCUAUAUUUUGCUAGUUAUUUAUUGUUUUGUUGGGUUGUGUACAAAAAUUUCUCACUAAGGUCUGUGAGAAAAGAUUUAACAAGUGCAUCUUAAAACAAACCUUUUGCGAAUCGGGACUUCAUCAAUUGUGUUUACAGUGUAUACAUACAAGUGUGCCAUUAAGUUUCAGGGUACUGCUAUGUCUUUCUUCAUCUCCUGUUUUUAAUCCCCCAUACAAGUUCUUAGCAUAAUGAUACAUUUUAUUUGGAUAAAUUUGUUAUACUCACAUUUUACCUAACAUGUACACAAUUAAUCCUGCUAAAGUUUUUAAGUUUGUUUUUUUAAAGAUGUUUUAGGAGUUAAGUGUUAGGUGCACUCCAAGGAGCAAAGGUUCUGAAGUUGUAGGCCAAAAUAGAAGAAUAGACCAGGGUGUAUACCAAUACUGACAAUACAGUAAAUGGAUGACACUAACCAGAGAAAGCAGCUGCUGCAGGUCUAUACAAUGACUGUUGACCAUUCAUGCAUUUGCUUCCUUUUUUUGGUGAGAAAGUUUAAUGUAGUCUAACUUCCUGUAGGCCAACUUCUGUCAGCAGCAAAUUAUUUUUACUAAUGUCAAAUGUCUCACGUAUGACCCAAUAACUCAACUCAGAUCAGCCAUCAGUGACGCAGCAGAAAAUGUGUGUUUUGAGCAGAUGUUUGUUUGUAGGCUAUUUCAAAUGUGUGGUAUAACCUUGCUGCUUUGUCUGUGCUCUAUCUUGAUAGAAACAACAUGUGGACUCAUUAGGUCUGGAAAAGUCAUACUUUACAGAAAUAAUUUGACUUAUCGUUUUUCCGAACCAAGCUUUUUUUGCAGUAAGUGAACCUCUACAAUUGAACUGAGUAUUUUUUUGUUUUUUAAUAAAGAUCUUUCUUUGAAAUAACAGACUGGAGCUAAAACUGCCAUUGUAUCUCUAUCUGGUUGUAUCCAAUCAUAGUUCUCAGUAGGAUUAUCAUUUGCCAAAUGCACUCUUGUUUUAUCUGUAUUUCCUGACUCCAUUUGCACUGAGUUUUUCUUUGUAUUUAUUUGACCAUAUUGUGUUUUAAUGUGUUGUUCAGGUAUUACUGCACCUUUUUGGGUUUUAAACAUUUAGAGGCAUAAUCUGUAAAUGCCACGGUAGUGUCCCAACUAUUUAAACGUAUAGGCCUGGUUUGAGUUCUGUCGCUUUUCAGGUUGCUGCAGAUUAGCCUUUGUUAAUCAAAUGUUUUAAAGUGUUUUCUUCUUUGUGCUUACAUUGAUUUUAAGAGUUUUAAAUAUGUGCACUCACUGUAGGUGCAAUCAUAAUGUGUGCUUUGGUUGCUACUGUUAUUUUCAUUAUUUUAUAGUGUAAUAUACCCUAUUUCUACUACCUACUGUAACAACAUCAAAAUUAAGGAGGUUCAUGGUUAAUUUGCCAAGCACUAGCACCUAGUGUUUUUGACAACAAUUUACUCUGUUAUUAAAUGGAACCAGAAGAAAUAGUGAGUGUCUAUGCAAAUGUAAAUAUGUUGUAUCACCUGUGUUGUACAGGUCUGGCCCUAGAAACACACCCAGGCUAAGUGGGCAAAAUAUUCUUGAGGGGUACACAUGAAGUUCUAUUUGUGUAUAUUUGAAUGUGUUUAGUUUCAGUUUUUUGCACUAAUUCUGUGUGUGUUUCUAAUUAGUCGUUGACAUCAAAACCUUGCAACAACGCAGAAUCAUUUGGCAAAAGUUGGCCGUAAAGGUUUGGGCUAGCCUUCUGAAUCUGUACAUGGCAGCAGAAGUGCUUUUGGGCAAACCUUUGUUGAAUGUUGAGGUGAGACCAUGUAAAAAAAUUUAAAGUUGCUUCACUUCAUGCCUUGACCACAGUUUGACAAUUUGAUUUUGUCCUGUUAUUUCCCACCACCAGGCAGCUGGUGCAAAAUGUAGCAUCACGGUACCCAUACCCUUACUGACUUGUGUUUGGCUGAAUGGUACCAAGUCUUUUUAUCCCCCAUAAUACCUGCUGGUGAUGAAAAUGUGGUAAAAAUUCAAAAUAUGAAGCUGUCACUUUAAUAUUUAAAAACUUGUAAGAUCCUCAACAAGUUAUCUCACACACUGACACAUGUAAUAACUGUUUACUUACUAUUUGUAGUUUUGUUUUUCUCUGCUGGACUUAUCAGUUACAUUUCCGCCAAUGCUGGUUGUCAUUAAGUGUGCGCAUGGCACGCCUAAUAAAGUUUGUCAACAACAAAAGGAA